UGCACCGCUCAGCAGGGCCCAGGCAGGCAGGCCCGGCCCGAACCGUCCCGCGGCCCGUCUCCCAGUGUCUCCCAGUCACUCGCGGGCUGACGCGGCGCCGACACAGCGCACUGCGGAAGGGCGAAGAGCAGCACUAUCAGGCGACCAUGUUCCUCCACGCCGCGCUGCACGCCGCGCUGGCGGUGCUGCUGCUGCCGCCCUGCUGGUCGCUGUGCCUCGCCAUGGACGGCGUCAAGGCGGCGGCGGACGAGGCGGCCUCCAACAACAACGACGCCGUCGACCCGGACCCGCCGCCGCUGCGCCUCACGCCGCUGCUGGAGGCGGGCAACGUGACGGGCGCCAGGACGCUGGCCGAGGUGCCCGCCCUGCUGGCCUCGGGCUGUUGCACCAGCUACUCGGGCUUCCUCACCGUGGACAAGGAGCACGACUCCAACCUCCUGUUCUGGUUCUUCCGCGCCGAGACGCGCCCCAAGAAGGCGCCGCUCGUCGUCUGGCUGCAGGGCGGCCCCGGCACCAGCAUGAUGCGGCCCGUCUUCCUGGAGAACGGCCCGUACCGCCUGGACGGCAAGUCCGGCAGGCUGGAGCGGCGCCAGGGCACCUGGACGCAGCGCCACAACAUGCUGUACUUCGACAACCCCGUGGGCACGGGCUACAGCUUCACCGGCAGCCCGGACGGCCUGUCCAAGACCGUGGGGGAGAUCAGCCGCUCCCUCAUUGAGGCGCUGCGACAGUUCUUCGUCAUGUUCCCCGGGCAGCGCACCCGCGACCUGUACAUCGCGGGCGAGUCGUUCGGCGGCAAGAUGGCCACCGCGCUGGCCCACGCCAUCUACCGCCUGCCGGAGCCCGCGGACCCCUCGGCCGCCUUCAACCUCAAGGGGGUCAUGGUCAUCAACGGGCUGGUGGACGUCGAGUCGCAGCUGGACAAGAGCGACAUCGUGUACAACCUGGGGCUGGUGGACGAGGCCGGCCGCGACGAGAUGAAGGCCGCUGCCGCCGAGCAGCUGCGGCUGGUGCGCGAGGGCCGCUGGCUGGAGGCGCUCAAGCUGUCCAAGGACGAGUGCGGCAGCGUCGUGUCGCCGCAGGAGACGGGCAUGGCGGGGCUCACCAACUACCUGCUGUGGAACGGCACGCAGGACGACGGCUUCUCCGACCUGGCGCAGCACGCCUUCAUCCGGCGCGCGCUGCACGUCGGCAACACGCCCUUCACGGCCCGCGCGUCCGCCGUGGCCGCCGCGCUGCGCGACGACCUGGCCGUGUCGGCGCUGCCCAUGCUGGCCGAGCUGGCCGACUCGCCGGUGCGCGUGCUGGUGGUGAGCGGCCAGAUGGACCUGUGCCUGCCGUACCGCCUCACGGCCAACUUCCUGCGCGCCAUGGCGUGGAGCGGCGCGGACCAGUGGGCCUCGGCGCCGCGCGUCACGUGGUGCGUCCGCGGCCAGCUCGCCGGCUACGCCAAGACCGUGCGCGGCCUGACGGGCCUGACCCACGUCCUGGUGCGCAACGCCGGCCACUACCUGGGGCAGGACCAGCCGCGCUGGGCCGCCAACGUGGCCGCCACCUUCACGGACGGCGCCUCCUUUGACACGUGCGAGGAGCGCUGCGCACUGGGCACCGUGUAGUGGCGUGUGUUCGUGUGUGCGAGUGCGUGUGUCAGUGUGUGUGUUUGUGUGUGUGCGCAGGGGUGUGUUUGUGUGGGUGCGUGGGCGUGGGGGGACUAAAACUAGAAAAUAGUUGAAAAACAGUGGUGCAUUAAUUUAUUUUGUUUUCUCGAAAGGCCCUUGAUGGCCUAGGAAGACUGACUGUCCCGGACUACUCACACUUAUUGUUAUCAUGACAAGUCAAAUGGUGUCUACGUGACUGGAAUAAAUUAACAUAAGAUAAA
Molecule: messenger RNA, 1879 nt
Organism: Thrips palmi
Lineage: Eukaryota; Metazoa; Arthropoda; Insecta; Thysanoptera; Thripidae
Product: venom serine carboxypeptidase-like
Exons: 6
Coding region: 147-1616 (489 amino acids)
Biological process (GO): proteolysis
Molecular function (GO): serine-type carboxypeptidase activity
Source: RefSeq, a predicted model, not a curated record